Eremomyces bilateralis CBS 781.70 is the source of this 1632-nucleotide messenger RNA. RefSeq lists its product as uncharacterized. Gene Ontology annotation, biological process: proteolysis. The coding region runs from base 1 to 1632 and encodes 543 amino acids. The record is from RefSeq and is a predicted model, not a curated record. Gene Ontology annotation, molecular function: serine-type exopeptidase activity; dipeptidyl-peptidase activity. Lineage: Eukaryota; Fungi; Ascomycota; Dothideomycetes; Eremomycetales; Eremomycetaceae. The transcript has 2 exons.
AUGCGUCUCACCGAGAUAGUUGCGGUUGGGUUGCAAGUAGCUGGUACGGUAGCUCAACUUGGGCCACGAAGAUCGCUACCAUGGCUUCAGAAAGAUUCUUCCCUACGCCUCCAUAAACGAGACGCCCCAGAUCCAUCCGAUCUAUAUCCCGCGCACACUCUCUCCGUCCCAGUGGACCACUUCCACAAUAGCUCCCUCUACGAGCCCCAUUCAAGCGAGACCUUCCCCCUCCGCUACUGGUUCGACACCACCUACUACAAGCCCGGCGGUCCCGUCAUUGUGCUCUCCGCCGGCGAGACCUCCGGCACCGGCCGCCUGCCCUACCUCCAGAAAGGCAUCGUCGCCCAAUUGAGCAAAGUGACCGGCGGCAUCGGCGUCAUCCUCGAGCACCGGUAUUAUGGAGAAAGCUUCCCCGUGCCGGACCUGUCGACCGAGAACCUGCGGUUCUUGACCACCGAGCAGGCGCUAGCGGAUACGGCGUACUUCGCGGAGCAUGUGCAGUUCCCUGGCAUUGAGGAGAAGGUGAACCCGCCGUACAAGCCGUGGAUCGCGUAUGGUGGGUCAUAUGCCGGAGGAUUUGUCGCGAUUCUUCGAGUGCUGUACCCGGAUACCUUCUGGGGUGCUAUCGCUUCCAGCGGCGUCACCGCAGCGAUAUACGACUACUGGGAAUACCACGAGCCGAUCCGAAAGUACGGCCCGAAAGACUGCAUCGCCAAUGCGGUGGACUUCGUCAAAGUGAUCGACCACGUCCUCCUCGGCUCCGACGAGCCGGCCAAGCAAGAGCUAAAGAAGAUUUUCGGCAUGAGCGGCAUCGAACAUUCCGGGGACUUCGCCACGGUGCUCGCAUACGGUGUCUGGGGAUGGCAAGGGCGGAAUUGGGAUCCGGCGAUCAAUGAUGGGUCGUUCGCGGAAUACUGCGGGAACGUCACCGCCGACUCGAUCCUGUACCCCGACACCGCCAGCCUGAAACCCGCCGUCGCGAAAUUGGCGUCCUCCGCCGACGUCUCUCCCAAGAUCGUGACCCCGCUCCUGAACUUGAUCGGCUAUACCCAAAUCUCCACCCUCGCGCCCUGCGCGAGCAGCGAACGCACGCAGGAACAGUGCUUCGGGACGUACAAUAGCACGUACUACGCGCAAGACUCGCUCGACGACGAUUGGCGCGCCUGGCCGUAUCAGUACUGCACGCAAUGGGGGUACAUCCAAACCGGCUCCGGCGUCCCUGAGCACAUUCCCCCGCUCGUCUCCCGCACCCUGGAUCUAGAGUACCUCACGAUCGUCUGCCGUGAGGCGUUCGGAAUCACCGGCCCGCCGGACGUCGACGCAAUCAAUAAGUAUGGCGGGUACGAGAUCGCGGCGGAGCGGCUGGCAUUCGUGGAUGGGGAGGCGGAUCCGUGGAGGCCGGUGACGCCGGGGGCGGACGGGGCGCCGUGGAGGGAGAAUACGUUGGAGCGGCCGUGGUGGAAGAUUCCUGGGGGAGUGCAUCAUUGGGAUGAGAAUGGGGUGUUUAAGAAUGAGACGGGGCCGGGAGUGCCGUCGAAGGAUGUGAGGUGGUCGCAGGAGUAUGAGGCGAAGUUUGUGAAGGAGUGGAUUUGGGAAUGGAAGGGUUGUUGUAAGAAGGAAGGAUGGUGUUGA